AUGAGGGUUCACGGAGGUCUUCUAGAGUACCUCACUGUGGUCUUGAUCGGCCUCUAUGCUCUGCCUCCAUGCCAAGCGGCCGUGACAAACUGGAGAACCAUGAACUGCGAUAUUGACCUGUACAACGACUUGACUCUGGACGAUUUGUACUCUAAUGCUUUAGCAAUGGCCACGUAUGCUGCCGAACGAAUGGACUUCUUAAAUGACGGGACCCGUGUUGCACCCUUGUCGGAUCGUGCGAAAGUGGCAGAUAAUCUCAAAUACAUGUUUCCCCUCGAUUAUACACCCAAAGAGAAGCUAAGUAGCGACGCGAUUACCGUCAUCAACAACGUCAAGAGCGUCUUCACCAGAGUCAAGGCAUUGAUGUCCGGGCCGGACGCCGGCUAUAUCAUGUGUACGGACAGCCCGCUCAUAUACGACUAUGUCGGGCAGUACUAUAGCACGGGUGUAUUCUACUUCACAGAGGACAGCGAAAAUGGCGAGAAGGACGUCAUCAUACUUGAGUCUACCAAAGGCAGCCAGGACCCUGAUGACGCCUACAAGAACCCGGACAACUACCGCAUCCUCGCCGAGAUGUGCUACAUGUCCGAGACGCAAUGGGGCGCUCCAAAACCACCGCCGCCGCCAGCGUAG
Molecule: messenger RNA, 633 nt
Organism: Phaeoacremonium minimum UCRPA7
Lineage: Eukaryota; Fungi; Ascomycota; Sordariomycetes; Togniniales; Togniniaceae
Exons: 4
Coding region: 1-633 (210 amino acids)
Source: RefSeq, a predicted model, not a curated record